CCGACCUUGCCUGUGGAGAGGCGGCGGUAGCGAAGGCAGCUGUCAAGAUGGCGGCCGGAGCGAAGAGGCGGCGGGCUUUGCAAGCUUCUCCCCGGCCGCUCUCCGCUUUCCCCGCAGCCCUCGCGGUGCUGCUUCUGCUUGGCUGCGGUCCAGCUUCUGCUGCUUCUGCUCCUGUGUGUCACCACCGCAUCCCCAGCGCCAGGGAGGUUAUCUAUAAAGUUUAUCUUAAGGAAAAUCGUGUUAUAAAGAGAAAUGCGGAUGAACAACUAAGAAUCAAGACAGUAUAUGACAAAAGUAUUGAGGAAUUGCCACCUGAAAAAAAGCACCUUAUAAAGAAUAAGCUUUUUCCGCAAGCUAUUUCCUAUUUAGAGAAGACAUUUCAAGUACGGAAACCUACUGGUACCAUCCUAUUAAGCAGACAGUGUGUAACAAAUGAAUAUUUAAGGAAGAAAGGUGACCCUCACCGAUAUUGCCGAAAAGCCUGUGCAGAAUAUACGAAGUGUGGUCCAGUCACAGUUCCUGAGGAACACCUGCAGCAAUGUAGGGUGUGUAAUGAAAUGCUGGAUUGUGGACUUGUUGGUGUAAGAGACCAAGAAGGGGUUCGAGAUGCUGACUUCGUGUUAUAUGUUAGUGCUCUGACUACUGAAAGGUGUGGCCAAGAAAAUAUUAUUGCAUAUGCAGCAUACUGUCAACUGGAAGCUGAUAUGGACAGGCCAGUUGCAGGGUAUGCUAAUCUUUGUCCGAAUAUGAUUUCAACCCAAGCACAAGAAUUUGUUGGCAUGUUGUCUACAGUGAAACAUGAAAUCAUUCAUGCACUGGGUUUUUCUGCUGGGCUGUUUGCAUUUUAUCGUGAUGAUGAUGGAAAUCCUUUGACUCCCCGAAAUGCGAAUGGAUUGCCACACUUUAAUGAAAGCCUUGGUGUAUAUCAAUGGAGCAAUAAAGUAGUAAAUAGCGCGGUGCGGUUAUGGGAUGUACGGGGCAAUAAGAAACUGCUUCACAAUGUGUUCCUUCUGAUAACUCCUAAAGUAGUUGAGGAGACCCGAAAACACUUUGGAUGUCAAUUUCUAGAGGGGAUGGAACUUGAAAACCAAGGUGGCCUGGGUACGGAGCUCAAUCAUUGGGAAAAGAGAUUGUUGGAGAAUGAAGCUAUGACUGGAUCGCACACUCAGAACAGGGUCUUCUCCCGCAUCACUUUGGCAUUAAUGGAAGACACUGGCUGGUAUAAAGCCAAUUACAACAUGGCAGAAAAGCUCGAUUGGGGCCGAGAUAAAGGCUGUGACUUUGUGAUGAAAAGCUGUAAGUUUUGGAUUGAUCACAAGAGGAGAAGGAAAGAAUUGGUGGAUCCAUAUUGUGACACUCUGCGGACUAAUCCAUUGCAGCUAACCUGUAGACAGGACCAAAGAGCAGUGGCAGUGUGCAAUUUACAGAAAUUCCCUCAACAGCUGCCUCAUGAAUAUCAGUAUUUUGACCGUCUCUAUGGAGUACCAUCAGAAGAUUUGCCUUACUAUGGUGGGUCUGUUGAAAUUGCUGACUUCUGUCCGUUCAGUCAGGAAUUUAGCUGGCACUUAAGUGGUGAAUUUCAACGAAGUUCAGACUGUAGAAUACUCGAAAAUCAACCAGAUCCUUUCAAAAACUAUGGUGCAGAAAAAUAUGGACCAAAUUCUGUGUGUCUCAUUCAGAAGUCAGCUUUUGUUAUGGAACAAUGCAGAAAGAAACUCAGUUACCCUGACUGGGGCAGUGGCUGUUACCAGGUUUCUUGUUCUCCCCAUGGGCUGACUGUUUGGGUCAAGGAUGAGUCAUAUUUGUGCAGCCACUCAGGUCAAAUCCUAACAGUGAAUAUUCAGAUGAAUGGAUGGGUACACAUUGGGAACCUAAUUUGCCCAGCGUGUUCAGACUUCUGCGAUUUCUGCCCACCUGAGCAGGAUCCUCCUCCAGUUGCUAAUUUAACAAGAGUUACAUCUAUUGAUUUGUGCUCCUGUUCCCCUAGCCUGGUAGUAACCCUAUGGCUAUUGAUGGCGAACUUGCUUCCGCUACUGGCUGGAUUUCUUCUUUGUGCAUGGAGUUAAACUGGGCUCCCAGGUUACCCCAUAGACUACGUCUAGAGUACACUCCAUUUGAGUUCUUCUCAAAGGCAGCUAUCCGGAAGAGCAAACACAUCUCCACCUGCCUUGUGGCAAGAAGGCAAGAAGGCUGGAAGGUGCUGGAGAAACAGCCUCUAGCCCGAGAGAGGCGAAGUUUACAGCAUCAUCUCAAUAAGUGCCAGUAUUAAAGUUUUGUUUUUACAUUGGUAA
This is a messenger RNA of Lacerta agilis (Sand lizard), 2291 nucleotides long. It is a transcript of the gene LMLN, whose product is annotated as leishmanolysin like peptidase. Bases 48 to 2066 code for a protein of 672 amino acids. The transcript is spliced from 17 exons. Gene Ontology annotation, molecular function: metalloendopeptidase activity. Gene Ontology annotation, cellular component: cytoplasm; membrane. NCBI's taxonomy places the organism in Eukaryota, Metazoa, Chordata, Lepidosauria, Squamata, Lacertidae. Gene Ontology annotation, biological process: proteolysis; cell adhesion. The record is from RefSeq and is a predicted model, not a curated record.